Molecule: messenger RNA, 1346 nt
Organism: Solenopsis invicta (red fire ant)
Lineage: Eukaryota; Metazoa; Arthropoda; Insecta; Hymenoptera; Formicidae
Exons: 3
Coding region: 242-1189 (315 amino acids)
Source: RefSeq, a predicted model, not a curated record
GUAUAUUUUCACUUAUUUGCAAUUCCAUGUGUGUUAUACUUGGUGCGUUGGAUGAAUAAGUGAAUAAGAACGGCUUGUAUUUGCUUUUAGACAUAUGCAAAAUUUUAAAUUAAAUUAAAAUCAGGUUGAGAGUGGAGAACAUCUGUUAUAUUUUCAUUUUGAUUGUAUUUCCAUUAAUUAUAUAUCGAUUAUAUAUCUUUAUUUAAUUGUGAGAGAAAUAAAGAUCAUAUUUUCGUUGGACAUGGAAGCGGAUAAUUCUAUCAAUGCAGAGUCGUCGGACCAGAAGAACAGAGCCAUACUGUUGGAAAAGAUUGCUAUAUUGAAAACAUAUGUCUCUCAACUGGAAGGCACGAUCGAAACUCUCAAAUCCAAACAAUUACAAUUGGCAGAAAUACAAUCAAAUUUGUUGUGCAAUAGCGGAGUUACAAAUCAUAACGUAUCAGCUGUGCAAUCGUACCGGAUUUCGAAUACGGAACUCUACCACGAUAUUUUUCAAGUCACAGAAAUGCUGUGCGUAAAGUCCGAUCAAAAUCUGAAAUUUGUCUUUGAAAUAUCUAACAUCAAGGACAUUGAAAAGAUGAAUUUUUACGUGAUAGAGAUAUUGGUAGACAAUGGUUGUGGAAAAUUAGGAAGAUGUGCACUACCUAACUUUAUCGAUAUGCGUAAUAUAUUGUCGCGAUAUCCCAUUGACAAUUUGAAUAAUGUGAAGCACUUUUUGAAGAGUUGUAAGCACCGUAUUGAUUGCUACUUUUCUCGUCUAAAACAGAUUGAUGAGUUGAAGAAAUUAUUUCUAGAAAUUGAGAACAUCUCCAUAUCUUACAAUUAUGAUAUUAGCUUGAUCGAAUUAGCAAUUAUUGGAGUAACAGACGUGAACACUACAAAAUUAUAUGACGUUGCACUUUACUUGUAUUACAAUCUUGACGAAACGAAACCUUACAAACUGUCAUCGACUGUAGAUGACGUCGAAACGUCGUUACCAGCUGUAAUCAGAAGAUUUAAUAAGUACUUCGAACCGUUUUUGAAGAUGGACUUGACCUCGGCGUUUCUGCAGAUUAGUGAAUUCCGAAAUGAAUUUGUUUGGGAGAUACUUAUGGAGGAGGACGACAAAGAUGACAUACAGAUCUAUGAAGAUGAAACAUGUCUUUAUCGAGGUGAUAAAGUAACGAGGAGCAACAAAAGUGAGACAUAGUACGAUAGUACGGAGAGUGGAAGUGACAAGAUAUCUAAUUGGAAAACGAAAUGGAAACUAGUGUUAAAAAAGUACAGCGUAAAGAUGUUUAUGUCAUAGAAGACAUAAUUUAAAUUUGUAACUAGUUGAUAAAGACUAAUUAAUAAAGACAAGCAAA